AUGAAUUUUACAAAACCACCGUUACCCUUCUUUGGAAAUAAGAGUAGAUGUAAAGAUAUUCUAUUGAGAGAACUUAAGAAACUACCGAAUGGUCUAACAUUUGUAGAUUUGUUCGGUGGAAGUUUCUAUAUAUCUCAUUUGUGCCAUACUGUAUUUCCUGACUCAAAGAUUAUAUGCAAUGACUUCGACAACUAUAUGAACCGUCUCAAACAUAUACCAGACACAAACAAAAUAUUGAAAGAGUUAAAAGAAAAGAUACCUAUAGGUAAGAUGGAACGUAUACCAUUAGAUAAGAAAAAUACUGUCAGAGAGGUUUUGAAAAAGGCAGAGUAUAUUGACUGGGAUAGUAUAUCUGCUAGACUAUUAUAUAGUGGUGCUAUAAGAGUUCAUGACAUUGAAACACUUAUGUCAAAAGUUUUAUAUCUUAACUAUACAAAGGUUUUCAAAGAGGACAUAGAAAAAUAUACUGAGGGUAUAGAGUUUGUGAGAUGUCGUUGGACAGAGUUGUAUGAAAAAUAUAAAAACAAGGAAAAUGUUUUCUUUAUAGUAGACCCGCCGUUCUUUAACACAUACGAUUUUCAAUACCAAGCAGACUGGACUUUGAGAGACUCUUUAGAAACUUUAGACGUUUUACAUAACUGUCCAUGCUUUUACUUUACAUCCGAUAAAAGUGGUUUGGAAAGUGUCAUGAGAUGGUUAGAGGACAUACAUGACUAUGAGUUUAUAUAUGACAAGAUAGAAUAUGAGAGAGGUCCUAUAAACCGGAAAAAGUGUCAUAACAAAGAAAUUUUAUUGGUAAGUAAAUGUGGUUUGAAAUAG
Molecule: messenger RNA, 819 nt
Organism: Trichomonas vaginalis G3
Lineage: Eukaryota; Parabasalia; Trichomonadida; Trichomonadidae
Product: phage tail repeat-like family
Exons: 1
Coding region: 1-819 (272 amino acids)
Molecular function (GO): site-specific DNA-methyltransferase (adenine-specific) activity
Source: RefSeq, a predicted model, not a curated record